CAAAAUUUAAACAACAGACUAAAAAUAAAAAGUAGCACAUCAAAUCAAAGGAAAACGAAGGAAAAAUCUUUGUUUUGAGUUAAAAAAUUUGAGCCUAAUAGAGAUAUAACAACAUUUAGUAAUUGUAAAAACAUUAACUUUAUAAAGAUUAAUCUAUAUAUGUGAAAGAACUACGAAAAUUUUUCACUCUAACUUUGGUGAUUUGGUGAUCUUAUUUAAAAGCAAUGGAUUCGUGUCUAGGAGUUGAACAAGAUCUAGACAAAGCUACGACUAAAUUUACUGCAUUGAAUGAUCACGCCAGCAAGGUCUUAGAAGAUGUUAUAAGCCAAGUAGAAGAAUUACGAAAAGAAAUUUCAAAGCAAGCUCUAAAUACACCAUUAUCACAAAGUCAAGCAAAGGCUGUUAGUGAUUUAACAGCCACAGUUAAACAGAGUGUUUUCCAGCUGUCCACAGAUCACCGUGAGUUACAUGCAACUGUAUCUAGAGUUGGUAAAUCUAUUGAUAGACACUUUAUAGCAGACUAUGCUGCUGUGGCGCCAAAAGCAGAGUCUUUUUGUUCUGAUACUAAUAGGCCAAUUAUGGAACAGGCUAUAGCUCAACAUUUGUACAGACAAGGCUUAGAGGAGGUGGGCGACUCGUUGGUGAGCGAGGCGGGCGUGUCGGCGGAGCGCGGCAGCACGUUCGCCCAGCUGCAGCGCUGCGCGGGAGCGCUGGCGGCCGCCGACCCCGCGCCGGCGUUGGCGUGGGCCGCCGCGCGCGAGCACGACCUCGCUCACUCGCCGCUGCCCUUCACGCUACACAGGAUGCAGGCGCUCAAGCUGGCGCGCGAGCAAGGCGUGUGCGCGGCGAUCGCGUACGCGCGCGCGCAGUUCCCGGCGCACGCGGCGCGGCACGAGCGGCAGCUGCAGGCGGCCGUGUGCGCGCUGGCGUGGUGCACGCCCGCCGCGCCGCCGCCGCCGCCGCAGUACGCGCACCUGCUCGACCCGAAGGCGCUGGGCGCGGAGGCGGCGGAGCUGUUCGUGCGCGAGGCGUGCGCGCUGCUGCGCCUGGCGCCGCACUCGCCGCUGGCGGGCGCCGUGCUGGCGGGCGCGCGCGUGCUGCCCGCGCUGCACGACAUCCGCGCCAAGAUGUCGCACCCGCACGUGCUGGCCGCCUGGGCCGACGACGAGCUGCCGCUCGAGGUGGAGCUGGGCGAGGAGGGCGGCGGCUACCACUCGGUGUUCGCGUGCCCCAUCCUGCGCCAGCAGGCAUCCGACCACAACCCGCCCAUGCGGCUGCUCUGCGGACACGUCAUAUCGCGAGACGCGCUCAACAAGCUCGCCAUGGGAGUCAAAUUGAAGUGUCCCUACUGUCCAAUGGAACAGUCACCGUCGGAAGCUCGUCAAAUAUAUUUUUCUUAAUUUUUUGCAGAGAUGAGAAUUUUUGAAAAAUACCGAUUGUGUUAAUUUUCGUUUUCGUUAAAUAUUAGAGAAGUGGCAAAUUGUAUUGAUCUUGUAAUAAAAGCCGGAAUAAAUGCUAACUUAGCUGAUAUAUACAGGAGCGUUGUUUGUUUAUGAAUAUAUAUUUUAUAUUUAAUUAAUUUAGAGGUUAAGACAAAGAAGCGAUAGCAGAAAAUGAAGUUACACUUCCAUGUAUGACUAGCUUUAGUUUCUUUAAUGAUAGGCGUCUUCAUUAAUGAUAUUCACAACAGAGGCCAAAAAGUGUAAAGACUAUUUUUAUUAAACAAUUGACAGGUUUGAUAUAAUUGUUUAAUAGAUAAGCAAAUGUAAUUGGUUCAAAAAUAAAGAGAAUUAUCUCAAGAAAAGAGUUAUCGUACAUUGUUUUGUAAUUCAACUUAUCUAAUAAUAAUUCAUAUGUUUUUUAUGAAAUAAUAUGAGAGAUAAAACCGGAAUAAUCUGUUCAUGAACUAAUUACAGGUUAAGAAUGCUUGCUAUGCCUGAUAACUACUUACGGUAGAAAGAGCUAGAAUAUUUUUAGUCCUGUCAAAUUCGUUAAGAGUUUGUAAUAACGUGCAACGUUAUUUUUUUCUAAAUACGAUAAUUCAAGUUGAACAUAAUUAUGGACGUAAUUGGUUUUAGUUUGAUUGCAAUUAUUAAAUAUAUUAAUAUUUAUAAAAUGAAUAAAUAUUUAAGCAAACGGUAUACGGACAUGACGCAUCUUAGUCGUCUAAAUUAAUUUUCAUUAAUUAAACUAACAGUUUAAAAUAUAUUUUCGUACGGAAUGCUCACGGAACACGGUUUUGAAACGGCAACGUUAAAUGAAGCUAACUGUACUUUAAUGUGUCAAGAAUAUAUACGUUGAUAAUAUGUGUCUUACGAUUGAUGAAACUUUGUGCUUCUAAGAAAUUUAGCAGAGUAGUUCAGUAAUUAAUAACGUCUCAUUUUUUGUAGAUAUCUAUUAUUAAAAAUGAUUGUACUGUUAAAUUUUUAGUGUAGAACAAGACGAAACUUAUAAAAGGUCUAUACAAUUAUUAUAUAUUAUGGUAGUACUGUAAAUAAAAAAAAAAACACUUCG
Messenger RNA from Vanessa atalanta (red admiral), 2514 nucleotides. It is a transcript of the gene Sou, whose product is annotated as E3 ubiquitin-protein transferase RMND5B. Lineage: Eukaryota; Metazoa; Arthropoda; Insecta; Lepidoptera; Nymphalidae. Gene Ontology annotation, molecular function: protein binding; ubiquitin protein ligase activity. Bases 225 to 1400 code for a protein of 391 amino acids. Gene Ontology annotation, cellular component: nucleus; cytoplasm; GID complex. The record is from RefSeq and is a predicted model, not a curated record. Gene Ontology annotation, biological process: proteasome-mediated ubiquitin-dependent protein catabolic process. The transcript has 7 exons.